AAAAAAAGAGCCAUUCUGUCGAAAGAUAAAACAGGAAUAUUAGAGAAUUACUACCAGAAUAACUUCAACUUUCCCUAUCCUGAUCGGGAAACAUGUGAGUCCCUGGCCAGCCAGUGCGGAAUUUCCGGCUCUCAAGUUAAUAAGUGGUUCAGUAAUAGGAGGAACAAGGACAAA
Molecule: messenger RNA, 174 nt
Organism: Helobdella robusta
Lineage: Eukaryota; Metazoa; Annelida; Clitellata; Rhynchobdellida; Glossiphoniidae
Exons: 1
Biological process (GO): cell differentiation; regulation of transcription by RNA polymerase II
Molecular function (GO): DNA-binding transcription factor activity, RNA polymerase II-specific; RNA polymerase II cis-regulatory region sequence-specific DNA binding
Source: RefSeq, a predicted model, not a curated record